Molecule: messenger RNA, 4042 nt
Organism: Schistocerca gregaria
Lineage: Eukaryota; Metazoa; Arthropoda; Insecta; Orthoptera; Acrididae
Product: adhesion G-protein coupled receptor G6-like
Exons: 12
Coding region: 651-3569 (972 amino acids)
Biological process (GO): adenylate cyclase-activating G protein-coupled receptor signaling pathway; cell surface receptor signaling pathway
Cellular component (GO): membrane
Molecular function (GO): G protein-coupled receptor activity
Source: RefSeq, a predicted model, not a curated record
AUUCUAAGACAGUUAUGUAGCCGCAACUCAAGGAGCAACUUGAGUUCAAUUGAGAGACUCUUUGACACUGGAGAACUAUUAAACUGCAAGACAGUGUAGCGGCUUCCAUAGCUCUGCUACCUAUAGAAGCAAAUGAGUCACAUUCUUUGGGUUGCUGUCCUCAUACUGAAUGCAGAUCAGGUGACAAGUUUAAGCUGUGAGUAACUUGUUAAUGAUGUAAUUUAGUUUUGGUUUAUACUUCAGUAGACAACAAAUCUUAAAGUGACGUAAUUAAUAUACAUGAAUGACACUUGAAUUUCUCUUGAAACCCAAUAAUAAAAGUAUGUAUUUCUUUAUUUAUUAGCACUUAACAUUAGCAAAAUGCACAUCACAUUUUUAUCCUUAAUAAUAUAUACAAAAAACGUUUACACAUGUCCAGAAGAAAAUGUUAUGCAGGAUAAAUUUUCUUAUUACUUCAUUUGUGAAGCCUUGUUUGGCUUUCCCUGGCAGAAUCCUUCAUGAAAGCCAAACUGUGAGACAGUUAACUAGGUCAUCUUAAAAAAUGCAGCAGAGUGUGUGUUGUUUUGGAACUUUCUGGCAGACUAAAACUGUGUACCAAACUGCAAAUCAAAUCUGGAACCACUAGAGAUGGUUUGCUCAUCUACAGUUUUAUGGUCUUUUCAGCGGAGAGCCCCAGUUCACAAUAUUGUGUGAACAUAAUACCACCUACAGAUUGGCAUAGUGCUUUUAACUUGUGCAGGGAACGUGGAUCAGACAAAAGCAUUCUUCAGAUAUUAAAUGACUUAGACACUGAAAAGUUUUACAGUACACUACAUCUCUACAAUAUAUAUGCAUUUUGGGGAGAUGUGAGAAAAAUUUCAAAUUCUACAGCUGGUGACGUGAAGGAAAGAUUGAGGUCUGAUGGACGUGAACUUGUACUGCUGUUUCCAGAGACAUUAUUAGGAGAAUAUGUGUGUGGAGAACAUAACUUACCUGAAAAAAGUCUGGGUAAUCCUAAGUGUUGGUUACUUGGAUUUCGACCAUGGCACCUAAGCAGUGCAGUUAAACUUGAAUGUCUUAGUGUAACAGUGUUGGAAUUCAAUGUCACAAAGAUUCAGAUGAGUGUAACCACCACAGGUGAAGGCUACCUGAUAUGUCAAGCAUGGACCAACAAACACAUAAAGCCUAUAUUAUCCAAUACAGUUGUCAAAAAACAUUACAAUGACAAACAAAGAUUUGCACUGGAACUGAAACUGCGCUGUAGUGAAAAUCUCAGCAUAUGCAGCAACCCACAAAAAUCCAUUGAAAUACUGGCAGCUGACCUGAAGAAAAAAUCUCCAAAUACUGUUCGUUAUUUGCCUGCUGCUAUUCUUACUUCACCUACUUCUGAAACACUCCAAGUUAUUCUUCAUCUCAUUGGACCUAUCUCUGAUAACAUAAAGAACCUUAUAAAAAACAGCACCUCAUAUGAGCUAAUCGGAUUGCACAGUCUUUGGCAUUGUGAUGAAGAACCACCCCUUUGGCAUUUAACAAAUGCUGACAGGAGAACUAUAGCAACUGAUGGUACAGCUUAUCGUAUGUGCCAUGGUAACUUUACCUCAGGUGCUCACUGGGGACCAGUAAUGAAGCUGAAGGGUUCAAACCUGGGAUCAAAAAGAAGAAGAUUACAUGAACUCAUCAUGGGAACAGGAAACCAUACCACUAGUGCACUCAGUAAUCUGCAGUCCAUUAUCAGAGACAGAACAGAUGAAAGUGGUCAGAAACUGUCAGCUAGUGACAUUGUUAUUGUAGGUCUUGCUUUAGACUCAGCUGACACAGAGAAACUGAAUUCUUCAGCUGUGGAAGCUGUGGCAGAGGUAACAGCAGCUAUGACAAGGCAAGACAAAGAAGUACUGGAAGAAGCCCAGCAGACAGCAGAAAGUAGUAAUGUCAUACUGAUGAAUGUGGACAGAAUAUUAAGUGAGAUCGACAUACAUGAUGUGCCAGAUGAGAAAGUACUGGCUGUCACUCCAACAUUUGCAACACUUGUCUUCAAUCUACAAACGGCAGGAUGCAGACAUCAAAUUCGAGGUCUUGCUUUACUGAAAAAACAAGACAUUCAUGAGAUACGUAGUGAGGAAAUCGUAAUUUUGAGGUGGAAUGACACAGCAGACACACUGACAGCAAAAGGAGUUCAUGCUGCUGCUGUGUUGCCCCUGCAGCUUCUUUCUUCUCUGAUGGGACUUGCUACAGACAACUUAUCCGAAACCGAACUGAUUGCUCAGCUCAAAAGAUCUUGCUUAUCAAAGAAUGAACUGAAAGGACACCACGACAGGGUAGUUAUCAGCAUCUUCUGGAAUGAUAAACUUUUUAUACAGCAGAAUGUGCAGAGAAUAAAAUUGUCAACCAUAAUGGGUGUGACAGUUAAUGGUCGCACUCACAUGAAUCUUGACUAUCCACUUCUCCUAAAAUACAACCUGGACUCCGAAACUGGCUAUUUUCUUAACAUUUAUGAUACAAACCAAAGGGACAGCUGCGUCUUCUGGAAUUUGAAUGCUGGUGGUGGCUGGUCAAAUGAUGGUUGCCUACCAGUUGACAGCACGUUAACAAGCUGUGCCUGUUUCCAUACCACCCACUUUGGUGAAAUGCUGCAUGGGAGAGACCAUCAAGCAAUUUUAAAUCCAGUUCACAAUACAGCUCUACAUUAUGUGGCACUUGUUGGCUGCGUACUGUCGAUAGCUGGACUAGUCGCUAUAAUAGUAACAGCAUUAAUAUUUCCAAAUUGGCGUCACCAAGGCCGUGCAGUAGUACAGUUACAGCUAUGCAUUGCACUCUGUGGAUUAGCAACUACUUUGUCAGUGCGUGUGACAGCUGAGGAGUUAUUGCCAGACUGGCGUCCUCAGCCUGGCCUUCCCUGCACUUUGUCAGGAGCCACACUUCAGGUCUUCCUCCUGGCAUCUCUCCUGUGGAUGUUUGCGACUGGUCUACAUAUGCGCCAAAGACUGUUGAAUCCUUUCUUUGAUUUUUCUCCUACACCCCUUACAAAGCAGCUCUGGGCAUCAGCAAUUCUUUGUUGGAUGCUACCACUGGCCUUGGCUGGAGUUUCUGUAUGGACAUCACAAGGAGCAUAUGAGCCACCAGAUUGUUAUCCACGAGGUCAGAUACUGCAGUUCAGUGUAACAGUGCCUGCCCACAUGCUAAUUGCAGCCAACACCCUGAUACUAGCAUUAUGCAUCCACAUUACCUGCAGCUCAUCUCAUAAAUCCUUGCGACUUUCAAAUGCCUCUCAAAUUGAAAAACGCAUUCGCAGACAGCUACUGUUUGCAAUAUAUCUGUCAGUCUUACUUGGGAUGGGAUGGAUUUUUGGCUUGAUGCAUAUGGAUGCUGUCUUCAAUGUAACUGCCUCUCUGCAGGGGUUUUCCAUCUUCAUAUUUGCCGUAGUUUUGGAUGAGAAAACAAGAUCUAUGUGGACUCAGUUGCUGUGUAAUCAUGUGAGUAAGAGGCAAAGUGGAAUCGAUAUUCGAUUAACAUGCACAUCUUCAACACUCAACACUUCAACAACAGGUAGUGUGGGCAAGACCAAUCAUAUUUCACAAAGCAGAGAUCACUGAAAUGGUUUAAAAACGUAAGAAAAUUAUCAGUAAGUACUUCACUGUGAUAAAUGUAUAUAAUUUGAUACAUACCAGUCUGUAACGUCUGAUUUAUGAGAAAUCCAUCUCUUUCAUUAAACACUGAAUUUUCAUCUAUGAGAUUAUGUAUUCUCAUUCGGAUUUGCUGCUGUGCACUGGCAAAAAAUUAAAUUAUUUUUCUCAUUACAGACAGAUCCAAGUUCCAUCACAAUAUAUAUUUUUUUUUUUUUUUUUUUUAAGAAACAGCUAGCUUACAUUCAGCAGAAACUUACAAGACAGAAUGAUUAGCUGCAUAAUCUUCAUGUGUUCAGUUAUUAUCUCUAAACGAGAAUCAAAGUGAAUUGUUACAAAUAGUAAUCAUGGAUUAGAUUAAUACUUGUUCCAUAGAUCAUGAAUACGACACUUCGUAAUGAUGUGGAACAUGUCAGGUUAAUAAAAGAUGUCUGUACAAGAUA